Maylandia zebra (zebra mbuna) is the source of this 9140-nucleotide messenger RNA. Lineage: Eukaryota; Metazoa; Chordata; Actinopteri; Cichliformes; Cichlidae. The record is from RefSeq and is a predicted model, not a curated record.
AAAAUCCCUGCUUGUUUUGCGACGUGCGUCACUGGCGUGCAAUAAAGACGCAAAGGCGCAACUGUAGCCCACUUCUUCUUUAUACGUCCGAGCAGCGGACUCCGGUCGGUACUUGGAAUAAACGGUAUUUCUGCCCUCUGUCCGUCUUUAUUAUUAGCGCUUCGCUCCGCCCUCCUACCUGUAAAUCUCCCCGCUCUCCUCUGGAGCGGAUCUGACAGGCGCUCUCAGCUGGCCGCUCCGUGCCAGGGCUGCAGGGGACCGAAUGGAGACAGCGAUAACCACCCGAGCGCCAGCCCUUUUACGCAGAAUUGACAACGAAAACGCCCGCAAGAAAACAGUCUUGUUCUCUGCAGUGACAGCUACACACCUCUAGAAUUAAAUUAGAUUCAUGUGCACUUUCUCCCCAGCUUUUCCAACCUUUUUUUUCUUUUCCAGUCCUCUCACAUUCGAUUAACGCUUCAAGAAAAUGAAAUCGAUUCUCCGCCUGUGAAUCGACAGGAUACCUGAAUGGAAGACGGCUAGAGGUCGACUCGCUGAGAUUGGGCUGCAACAAUUUUCCCCGGCGCUGUGUUUACAUUAACCGAAAUAUCAGUGGCAGCCUCGACGGCUGCAAACGAUGCCGUCUCUGCCAUGGCAUAUUGCGUGAAAGAGCCAGAGAACCCCCUCGGAAGGAGAAGCGCCUAAGAUUCGUCAUUAUUGCGGAUUUAAAUGCCUCUCGCCAAAGGCCACCGACCCGCUGUUUUGGAUAGGUUCGCGUGUGCCGUGUCUCCUUCUGUCACGAACAAACAAUUCACAGGCUUGUGAAAAACGGAAAGAGACUUUAUCGGGUGGGUUAACAUAAUCUACAGCAAAGAGGGAGAUUUGUUUUUAUUUUUCCCAAGCAAUAUGGCUGGUGAGUGGGGCUGGGGACGCUGGCACAGGCUCUCCAAGGCUCCUAAAUGCUAGCUGAGGCAGAUGGCACGGUUCCCCAUGGAAGCGACAGCUCUAUGAGGACAAGCAAUAUCAAUAAUAACAUAAAUCCGGACUCUUCGAUCUUAAUAUCGAGGAUGGCAGACGUUGUCAUCCCGUACUCGUCCGAGGUGCCCUGCGACAAUAAUGGCCAGCGCAUGUGGUGGGCAUUCCUCGCCUCCUCCAUGGUGACGUUUUUUGGGGGUCUCUUCAUCAUUCUGCUAUGGAGGACCCUCAAAUAUCUGUGGACUGUUUGCUGUCACUGCAACAUUAAAAACAAGGAGGCUCAGAAGGUGAACAACCCCGCCAACAAUCAGGCAGCCGACAGAGCACCAAAGGGCCCUGAUGAGAAGGAGGAGGCGCCAGCCAAUGAAGUGGGAUGGAUGACUUCAGUCAAAGACUGGGCCGGUGUCAUGAUCUCCGCUCAGACACUCACUGGCAGAGUUCUUGUGGUGUUAGUCUUUGCACUCAGCAUCGGGGCCCUUGGAAUAUACUUUAUAGACUCCUCAGAUCCUAUAGAAUCCUGCCAGAACUUCUACAAAGAUUUCACGUUACAGAUUGAUAUGGCCUUCAACGUAUUCUUCCUUCUUUACUUUGGCCUGCGGUUUAUAGCAGCCAAUGACAAGCUGUGGUUCUGGCUGGAGGUCAACUCAGUGGUUGACUUCUUCACUGUUCCUCCUGUGUUCGUCUCUGUCUACUUAAACAGAAGCUGGCUUGGUUUAAGAUUCCUGAGAGCACUAAGAUUGAUACAGUUCUCAGAGAUUUUGCAAUUCUUAAAUAUCUUGAAAACAAGCAAUUCCAUCAAGCUGGUGAACCUGUGUUCCAUCUUCAUAAGCACAUGGCUCACAGCUGCUGGAUUCAUACAUUUGGUGGAAAACUCAGGGGAUCCUUGGGAAAACUUCCAAAAUUCCCAGUCACUAUCAUAUUGGGAAUGUGUCUACUUGCUGAUGGUGACUAUGUCUACAGUGGGCUACGGGGAUGUCUAUGCAAGAACCACCUUGGGGCGCCUCUUUAUGGUCUUCUUCAUCCUUGGCGGUUUGGCCAUGUUUGCUCGCUACGUGCCAGAAAUUGCUGCUCUCAUCCUUAAUCGGAAGAAAUUCGGAGGGAGUUAUAACUCGACACGAGGCAGAAAGCACAUUGUGGUCUGUGGUCAUAUUACCCUCGAAAGUGUCUCCAACUUCCUCAAAGACUUCCUACACAAGGACAGGGAUGAUGUCAAUGUAGAAAUUGUUUUUCUCCAUAAUAUUUCCCCUAAUCUUGAGCUGGAAGCCUUGUUCAAACGCCAUUUUACCCAAGUAGAGUUCUACCAGGGAUCGGUUCUCAACCCUCAUGAUCUGGCCCGAGUGAAGAUCGAGUCAGCAGAUGCCUGCUUAAUCCUAGCCAACAAGUAUUGUGCAGAUCCUGAUGCUGAAGAUGCCUCCAACAUCAUGAGGGUCAUUUCCAUCAAGAACUAUCACCCCAAGAUCAGAAUAAUCACACAGAUGCUGCAGUAUCACAAUAAGGCCCAUCUACUGAAUAUUCCAAGCUGGAACUGGAAGGAGGGUGAUGAUGCUAUCUGCUUGGCAGAGCUGAAGGCAGGCUUCAUUGCGCAGAGUUGUCUGGCCCAGGGUCUGUCGACAAUGCUAGCCAACCUCUUCUCCAUGAGGUCCUUUAUUGAGAUCGAGGAGGACACAUGGCAGAAGUAUUACCUUGAAGGAGUGGCUAAUGAGAUGUACACAGAGUAUUUGUCCAGUGCCUUUGUAGGCCUCUCCUUCCCCAUGGUCUGCGAGCUGUGUUACGUGAAACUGAAGCUGUUGCUUAUUGCCAUUGAAUUCAAGUCUGAGCAGAGAGAGAGCAGAAGCCGAAAGCGCAUUCUCAUCAACCCGGGCAACCAUGUCAAGCUGCAGGAGGGAACACUGGGAUUUUUUAUCGCUAGUGAUGCCAAAGAAGUAAAAAGAGCAUUUUUCUACUGCAAAGCUUGUCAUGAUGACAUCACAGACCCCAAACGGAUCAAGAAGUGCGGCUGCAAGCGACUGAUUUAUUCCAAGAUGUCCGUCUACAAACGAAUGAAACUGGCAUGUUGUUUUGAUUGCGGCCGUUCAGAGCAAGACUGCUCUUGCAUGUCAGGCAGUGUACAUAGUAACAUGGACACCCUUCAGAGGGCCUACCCACUUUCCUCUGUCUCUGUUCAUGAUUGCGCAACCACUUUACGUGCCUUCGAAGACGAGCAUCCGUCAACGCUCUCGCCCAAAAAAAAGCAGCGCAACGGAGGGAUGCGAAACUCACCCAACUGCUCGCCCAAAAUGAUGAGUCGACACGAUCCCCUUCUAAUUCCUGGAAAUGAACAAAUUGAGAAUAUGGACAUGAACGUGAAGAGGUAUGACUCGACAGGGAUGUUUCACUGGUGCCCUUCAAAAGACAUCGAAAAAGUCAUCCUGACCCGGAGUGAAGCCUCCAUGACAGUGCUAAGCGGCCAUGUAGUGGUCUGUAUAUUUGGGGAUGUCACGUCCGCUUUAGUGGGGCUGCGAAACUUGGUGAUGCCUUUAAGAGCCAGCAACUUCCAUUACCACGAGCUAAAGCCUAUAGUUUUUGUGGGCUCGCUGGAUUACCUUCGGAGAGAGUGGGAAACUUUACACAACUUCCCCAAGGUCUCCAUCUUACCUGGUACACCAUUAAGUCGGGCAGAUUUAAGGGCUGUCAACAUCAACCUCUGCGACAUGUGUGUAAUACUGUCAGCCAAUCAGAACAAUAUCGAAGAUGCGUCUCUGCAGGAUAAGGAAUGCAUCUUGGCAACACUCAACAUCAAAUCUAUGCAGUUUGAUGACAGCAUUGGGGUCUUACAGGCUAAUUCCCAAGGUUUCACGCCUCCUGGAAUGGACAGGUCAUCUCCAGACAGCAGUCCAGUACAUGGCUUCGUGCGUCAGGCAUCUGUCACCACCGGAUCCAACAUCCCCAUCAUCACAGAACUAGCUAAACCUGGCAAACUACUGCCAUUGGUUUCACUCAGUCAGGAAAAAAAAAGUGGAACCAGCAUACAAAUGAUAACAGAGCUGGUGAACGACUCAAACGUUCAGUUCCUGGACCAAGAUGAUGAUGACGACCCAGACACAGAGCUGUACCUCACUCAGCCCUUCGCCUGCGGCACCGCCUUCGCUGUCAGUGUACUCGACUCCCUGAUGAGUGCGACAUACUUUAAUGAUAAUAUCCUCACGCUGAUUCGAACGCUGGUAACAGGGGGAGCCACGCCAGAGCUGGAGGGUCUGCUGGCUGAAGAGAAUGCUCUCAGAGGAGGCUACAGCACACCGCAAACUCUGGCCAACAGAGACAGGUGUCGCGUCGCCCAGCUAGCCCUCUACGACGGGCCAUUUGCUGACUUAGGGGAUGGCGGCUGCUACGGAGAUUUAUUCUGCAAAGCACUGAAGACAUACAACAUGCUGUGUUUCGGAAUCUACAGAUUAAGAGAUGCACAUCUCGGUGCACCAAGCCAAUGUACAAAACGGUAUGUGAUCACAAACCCUCCAUACGAAUUUGAACUGGUGCCCACCGACCUGAUCUUCUGCCUAAUGCAGUUCGACCACAACGCCGGCCAGUCCCGGACAAGUUUGUCCCACUCUUCCCACUCCUCCCAUUCCUCCAGCAAAAAGAGCUCAUCCGUGCACUCCAUCCCCCCAUCGAACCGGCAGAACCGCAGCAGCAAGACCCGGGAGUCCCGCGAAAAACAGAAUGCAACAAGGAUGAAUAGAAUGGGCCAAGAAAAGAAAUGGUUUACAGAUGAACCAGAAAAUGCCUACCCAAGGAACAUUCAGAUCAAGCCCAUGAGCACUCACAUGGCCAACCAAGUCAACCAAUACAAAUCCACUAGUAGUCUGAUUCCACCAAUCAGAGAAGUUGAAGAUGAAUGCUGAACACCAGGCUUUCUUGCUGACUCACCAGACAUCUGUACGCUCUUUACGAAAGAGAUUGGAAGAGAUCACCAAAGGAGGGAUGAUGAUGAUGAUGAUGAUGAUGAUGAUGACAGAGGUGGUGAAGAUUGACACAUUUCUCCUCACUCAUUCUUCUAAUUGAGGGUUGGACAGGAACCCAGACUGGGAAGGGACCUCCUAUGUGUAUAUGUUUAAUGUUACUUCCAUGCUCUUGGACAUUUGUUUUAUUUAUUUAUGUGUCCAUAGAAAUGUACAUAAUGACAAUCAAAUAAGGAUUGUACAGCUCCUUCCCUCUAGCACUUUUUGGAAUUAUUUUGAGAGUUGAUGGAAAAAAAAGAAAGAAGAGUACUUCCUGUAAUUCUUUGCAAUAGUUCACCUCUUCAUGUGACCAGACUCCAUGGCUGAAGUGACUGGUUAUUGGAGGAUGAGGGUUGCAGCGAUAAACUGAUCAUAUCAUCUCCCAAAGAUUAACUCAGUUGCGUCAAACCGGCUGGGUUCAUCGCCGUCAUAUCUCCCGUCUGCUUCUGUUCUAUUUGCACUAAAACUGAACAAGUUUCUUUCCACAGAACAACUGGAAACAUCAACACCCCCCACCUCCCCACGCCACCUCUGAGUAAAGAGUCAUUGAGGAGAUGACGGAGGAAGGGCUGCUCGGCUUUGGAGGCAUACUAAUUUUGUUCUCAGUUUGUUACUCAUCGUGUCAUUGCUUUAAGGUUUUGCUGUUUCACCUUGACUCGCCAUGUAGAGUGAGAUCAAUCCAGGCCUGAAAACAAAAAACAAAAAAAAAAAGGAUAUCAAAUAUUGCAAAUUGGUAAUCUAAAAACUCAAGACAAUGGUGCAGUGUUGGUGCAUGCUGGCUGGAAGGAGAGCCCGAGUCUUCUGCUGAUAUGUCAGAUACCUGUGCUUGAGCCCAGUAGAUAUCGCGGUUAAUCAGCCUGAAUACAUGAAAAGGAUAAAAAAAACACAACAACAACAACAAAAACCUGUUCUGUCCUUCAUGCAUUCAGGUUUAUGUAUAAACUGUGUGUAUGUGUGUGUCGUAUUACAGCCACUUGUCCUUCUGAUGCUGCACUGUCACUCCCCACCAACACUGAUUUGUAUGUGAUGAAGCACCUUUGAGGGAACAGCAUGUUUGAAAAGAAAAAAAAAAGAGUCAUAAUAGACACAAACAGUAGUAGAUCAUAAAUCACUUGGAUAUUCUAACAAAGGCAUUGAGUUGCAUCCAAAACCAAACCAAAAUAGCCAACUAUGAUUGAGCGUAUCUAACAUGAACAGCAGCUGCAUGGCGUUAUAACUGUAACAGCACUGGGACCACUCAGCAAAGUGGUGUAUUGCCUGUAACAUAAAGUUAAUAUAUGAGGAAAGAAAUGCCACAUAUUGCGUAAUAGUGGGCAUCAGUGGGUCCUCCUUUGAUCGGAGCAACUGCCUGGCACGGGGUUGGCACAGAGGCAGUAAAGAGCUUGGAUGUUCUCUGUUGCCAGCCCAGAUGUCGCACGCCAAGCUGCUGUGUUCAGUCCUCGAACACGAGGAAAUGCUCAAGCAUAGUUGGUGGAAAUGCAACAAAUGCCACAGGCAUAAGGACAAGAAAGUGGAACGUGCUCGGGUGCAACAUGAGUGUAUUUUCUGUAUGCUAACGCGCCUAUAUAUCCAAAUGAGGCUGCUGCAUGGACGGAGGAUUGACCCGGUAGCCUCGUACUCCUAAUGGUCAACCUUGUCCAAGAAAAAAAAAAAGUAGUGGGAUUUAUACAUUUCAGCAUAAUUAUUUUAUAUCCAUAAACAUAAUCAAUUUGUACUUAUUUUUCUAGUCAAGAGCAAAGUUAAAAGUACUUUAGGAGAAGACUGAAUUGAUAUAUUUAAUUACAACUACAUAUCAAAAGAUUUUAUGUUGGACUGUCACUUUGUCACGUAUACUAAAACAAAUGAUUAUUUUUUUAAUCACCUUAGCCCCUCUCUGACAGACUGCAUCACUCUGGAGCUAACAUAGCUUAGACUAGCUUGCAUUGUGAAAACAUCUUCAGCUUGGCAGCUCAGCUCUGUUGAGUGCUUGUAGAAAUAAAUUUAGGCUAAUCGGAAGCCUCCUUUGGUUGCACAGAUGCAGUGUCUACUAAAUAAUGUGUCUACUACUAAGCGUCCCUUGCUGAGAACAUGCAUAAAGGGAAGAAAGGCGUAAAGGAGUUGUGUUUUGGGGGAGAGGGUAAAUGUACUUAACUAAGCAGUGGAUUAGAAUGGUUAAUAAUGACGGGAUGAAUAGAAAGUUUCUCCCACUGUGUGCAGACCAGAACCGAACGACCUUUAUUAGAUGACUGUGACCUAAAUUAGGUCCCUAGCAUGGAGUAGGAGUAUGUACACUACCACAAAGUGUGCUGGUAUUUUCCACAGAAUAUGACCGGGAGACGCUGUUUGUUUAUUGCAGCGAUCCUGCUCUAUAGAUUGUAAAGAGAACGUCAUUCUGAAAAUAGAAAACAAUUUUGGAAAAUGGAAAAGAUGAUACUGUGCUAAAUAUGUUUGUGUAAACUCAACCCAUGAUAUAGAUGACAUUUCUUUCUCAAUCAAAAUGAUCUGAGCCUCAGUGUCCGUCUUUUGGGUGUGGUACAACUAUGCUGAAGCCUCAUACACAUUGUCCUGAAGUGAACUUUUGAACUGUGAUUACAUCGUUGUCACACAUUGUAGCAAAUAGGUUUCUUUUUGGAAAAAUAUGUGAGUAAAAUGUACGUAUAAUUGGGUUGUUAACGCCAUACUUUCUAGCCUGAACUUUAAGGAAUUAAUAUUUGGUAACAUCGGUCGCUCACUCUACAUAAAAAUCGACAAACUGAUUGUUCUGUUGAGAAAAAAAAAAAAAGAUGAAUAUGUAUCUCAAAAAAAUAAAAGAUCUUGGUUUAUUGUAGGAAUGCGGAGACUAUUCAAGUACUGUAUGUGGCACAUGGAUAGGUUAGGCAGAAUUUGAUCAGCCAUCACGAAGAUGAAAGGUAGCACCAAUUCAGCAAUUAUCGAAAGACAGGACAUCCUUCGUUUUCCUGUUUCUAUUACUUUGCUUUGUAUCAGGGUUUACAUUCCAUUUUGUCAGCUCAUCAUUAUCUAUCACAAACUGUCACAACUGCUUCUUAUUUGUUUACAGAAUAUUUUUGAGGCACUUAAACAUAGCAAAGUGGUACAUGCUGCAAACCGGCAUAAACUCGAAAAGUAAUGCACCAUUUACUUUCAUUAUACUUGAUUACUGUGCUUUUUUUUUUUUUUUUUUUAGACCUGAACCCUCAUUGCACAACUCAUUCAGGCUGGCAUUACUCACAACACUGGACUGAGAUGUCUCUCCUUCCUACAUCUUUUCAGAUGUUCUUUGCAUUGUAUACCUCUAAAGUUUUUGGAGUGUUUUUUUUUAAGUGCCAUGAAGAGUUCAGUUGAGCAGGCAUCCUUCAGUCAUUCAGGGACACAGGCUUCCUUUAAGGGAGUCCACGUGUUUUCCACUGUGAGAAUAAAGUCUUGUACUGACAUGGAGAACAUCCAAGCCAUCAAUGCCUCCAUGCCAGUAUAGUGCCAGGCAGUGCAGGAGGUCAAGAGGAGGGCCCAUAUUAAGUCCCACUAAAGCGAAAAGUGGCAUACAGGAGGCCCGAGGGGCUGAUGGGGCAGAUGGAUACAAGCUUCAGUCAAUAAAUCACACAUGUCCUAUCUGCCACAUGCUUUGUUAAAGGUUAGCAGGUUGUGUCAUACAGUGUAAUGAGAUAUGGAUGACUGAAAGAUGCACAGAUGUGUUGUUAUCCACUGAACAAAUCAAAAGACUGACGCGUCAUAUGUUACUGUUACAGUAUGUUGCAUUAAUUUUGUUAAUCUAUUUUUUUGCUGUAAAGGAUGGAAAUAGAAACUUAUUUGCUGGGAAAUGUACUAGAUAUAUAAUAGAACAUAAAAUACUUAUGGGGAUAGGAGGUGGGUCUCAAGUCUUAAUAAUACAUGAAAACUGCAUUCAGCAUUUUCUUUUAAAGAAAACUUGCUUUUUUUGGCUGCCUAUCAGUUCAGGAAGAAUUCAAGAUAUUGCUCUUGUUUAUCACAGAUAGGAUUUCUUAGUACAUCAUCAUUGCAGCAAACGGAAGUUUGACACAGCAGUCUAAUUAGUUUGGAUGAGUUCAAGAUGUGAUGGAUAAAUGGAUUAUUUGAUGGUGCUGAGUUGAUCUACCUGACUCUGUCAAAUAUAAUCUGCUGAUAAAUAUACUGUCUUGUACAAAAAAAAUGUACAUAGAUUGUACAUGGUUUCUUUUUGUAUUUUUUCUCAAAUUAAAAUGGAUGUAUUUGUGUUCUAAA